Molecule: messenger RNA, 438 nt
Organism: Mesorhabditis spiculigera
Lineage: Eukaryota; Metazoa; Nematoda; Chromadorea; Rhabditida; Rhabditidae
Source: the annotation of a GenBank genome assembly
AUGCAUUCUGUUUUCUCCAUUCUGCUCCUGCUGUUGGCCGUGGCGAUUACGGUAGUCGAGAGCCGCGGCCGUCAAGACAAUACAUGCAACGGGGAAAAAUGCGAAUGGUGGCAAUUUUGCUGUGCGACGCUGCAAGAGUGCUUGAGAGCGAAAAGCUUUGCGCCGGGGCCAUAUGCAGUUCAUUAUCUACUACUGCUGCUUGUUGUUGUACCUGCGGUAUCGCUGGACUGGUGUCUUGACGAUAGCCAGUGCGCCGGUGUGGAUGGCUACUGUUUCAUUAACCGGUGCUCAGUGAAGGUCAACGGAGUUGCGACCGAUCGCCUUUGCGCAGGCGGACGGCUGGUGUGUGGUGAUGGUGAAUUCUGCUGUAAACUCCCGCACGUGGCGGACGGCGGCUACUGCGCAAAAGUCGUGGAUGGUGGUUGCCUUGCAGGAAAA